GGCGGGGUAGGGAAAGGCGGGAGGCCUCCUGGAACGGCGCUGCGACGGCUGGGCGCGGCUCGGGGUGACGGGAGCCUCUGCGCGGGGUGACAGACGGGCAGAAGGUGGCACCGGGGCUGGAGCCCGUGCCCGUCCCGGGAGCGGGCGUGAGCGGCGGAGCCCGCGCGGCGGCCGGGGAACGGGGGGCCGAGGGCCGGUAGGAGGACCCUGGGGCGCCGUGGGGCGCUGGUCGGAUCCGUCUGCUCUGCUGUGUCCCCGCUCCCGGUCUGGGAAAGAUGCUCGCCAACUCCGGACUUGCUGUUUGGUCCGAGGUGGAGACGGGGGCAGUCCUGGGGUCCAGGGACGCGGCGGGCGUGCAGGCGAGCUGCCCGGCUGAGCGGGCUUCGCGCACACCAGGAGCAGGGCUGCGUCUACAUCCCCAGCUUGAAGCCCCAGUGCCACUGUGCAAGUACAGACCCUCCACGUCCUUGGACGAGAGGGACUGGAUACUGCGACGCUAGGACCGCAGAAAAGGACUCGACCAGCCAGGCCUCCUUCGCCCGCCCCGUGCCAGGUUUUAGAGAGAGCGUUUUCGCUACGUAAAGUACAUUCAAUAAAGGAUAUGGAAAAUACUUUGCAGCUGGUGAGAAAUAUUAUCCCUCCUCUGUCUUCCACAAAGCACAAAGGACAAGAUGGAAGAAUAGGCGUAGUUGGAGGCUGUCAGGAAAGCCUGCGGUCAGCUCCUUACCUUGAACAUUCACAUUGCAGAGAGACUGCAGGCAUUACGUACACUGGAGCCCCAUAUUUUGCAGCAAUCUCAGCUCUCAAAGUGGGCGCAGAUUUGUCCCACGUGUUCUGCGCCAGUGCGGCCGCGCCUGUGAUUAAGGCCUACAGCCCGGAGCUGAUCGUCCACCCAGUUCUGUUUGCAGAAGGUGGAAACGAAGGGCCGCUGAGCAGUAACAAGACCUUUCGUGCACUCAGCAGCGACAGCCCCAGUGCUGUUGAUGAGGUGGAGAAGUGGCUCCCCCGGCUGCACGCUCUUGUCGUAGGACCUGGCUUGGGUAGAGAUGAUGUGCUUCUCAGAAAUGUCCAGGGCAUUUUGGAAGCAUCAAAGGCCAGGGACAUCCCUGUCGUCAUUGACGCGGACGGCCUGUGGCUGGUCGCUCAGCAGCCAGCCCUCAUCCAAGGCUACCAGAAGGCGGUCCUCACCCCCAACCACAUGGAGUUCAGCAGACUGUAUGAUGCUGUGCUCAGAGGCCCUGUGGACAGCGAUGACCGCCAUGGAUCUGUGCUGAGACUCAGCCAGGCCCUGGGCAAUGUGACGGUGGUCCAGAAAGGAGAGCGCGACAUCCUCUCCAAUGGCCAGCAGGUGCUUGUGUGCAGCCAGGAAGGCAGCAGCCGCAGGUGUGGAGGGCAAGGAGACCUCCUGUCGGGCUCCCUGGGUGUCCUGGUACACUGGGCGCUCCUUGCUGGACCGGAGAAAACAAAUGGGUCCAGCCCUCUCCUGGUGGCUGCAUUCGGCGCCUGCUCUCUCACCAGGCAGUGCAACCACCAAGCCUUCCAGAAGCACGGUCGCUCCACCACCACCUCCGACAUGAUCGCCGAGGUGGGGGCCGCCUUCCGCAAGCUCUUCGAAACCUGAGCCCACGCAGACCAGAAGGAAGCAGGCACCUCGGACGGGGGAGAGCGUGUGUGUGAUGGGAAAAUCCAGAGCCACGUGUGUGCUGAAGGCGCACAGUGCUUGCCAGAGUUUCAACUCGAGCAUAAAUUGGUUGCUGUUGAGAAUUUAAGAAUUUGGAAUAUUGCAGUUUUGGGCUAAACUUAAUGCGUGGUUGGAGAUGUUAUGGUGACACUAAACAAAGUAUUCCUGAACUCUCCUUAGCUCCGUGGUAGUAACUGAGAAGACAAAUGAAGAAAAUCACGUGAGAAUGAAGAAUUCUUUAGCAGCUCAACGUGCUAGAGAAUUCUUUAUUUCUCGAACGUGCUCCCAAAUCAGCGAAGUUUCUACUUGUUUCUCUCUCUGCCAACGCCCUUCAUUUCUCUCCUGCUUCCCUCCCCUAGUCUUUCCUCCGGCAGGGAGCCGGGCACAGGUCCCCGGGUGUCUCCGAGUCCUGACUGCACUGACUGCGUCUCCUCUGACUGGCCCAUCAGAGGGCUCUUCGUUCUCCAGCUCGUCGUCUUUUCAAGUGGUGAUUAGCGUGGUGGUAUCUGGCUGCUGGUAUUUGGUUGGCUUAUUGACAUCCUCCAGGGUAAUCAGUGAUCACUUUGUUUGGAAACCGUUUUGGAGGCACCAUGGGAACAGAAGGAAACAUGAGUGACGCUGACCCUUGAGUGGGUGGGCGGGGAGCUUAGAUGCCUCCUCUCCCACGCUCUCCAGUGUCCAUGUCUGCACAGAGGUCCCCAUGACACCCACCAGCCCCAGCAGAGCAGACUUGACCGGGGACGGGCACCAUGGAGGGCUGCAGCCUGGAAUCUGACAUGGCCCCUAGCGCUGUCUCAGGAGAAGGCUCUGGAGGACUUGGGGCAUGCUGGGCCUGGUGCAGCGAUGGCACUAAGGAGACCCGGGGAGAGACAGUGUCGUGGUCCUGUGUGCUUAGGAAGCAGCGCGGCCGUGUCCUCAGGGAUGUUUGCGUCCAGUAAAGACAGUAGUAACUGCACUUCAGCUAAUACGCUUCAUGGCAGUGUCGACCUCGGGUUAGCUUCUGUUGUCUGUAUGGGUGGUUUUCCUGGCGCGGCCUGACAUUGACAUGUUCUCUGGUCCCAUGUCUUAGUGGGGCUUGGUACAGUUUUGUGCCUGACGCGUGCAUUAGGGUGUUCUCUUAUACUUUCUGGAACGCCUUUCCACUGCAAGGGCCAAACCCUCCUGGUUCCCUUCAGAGUCUUUUUGGCCUGAUGAUGACUCUUGAGUGAUACCCUGCGAUGUAGGCACGCCCCAAAUGGAUUCUACUUUCUUUAAAACUAGGAACUUUGAAGAUUAAAAAAUAGAUUGUCACUACUAAUCUGACACCUCACUUAAGAAGCUUCACGUCUAAUGUGAACUUUUCCAGAAAAACUGUGCUAUGGACAUUUUUCCUUUGGGGAAUUAACAUCCAGAUUCUGGUAACUAUUAAAAGACAGAUCUGGUUAAUUUAAA
Molecule: messenger RNA, 3112 nt
Organism: Macaca mulatta (Rhesus monkey)
Lineage: Eukaryota; Metazoa; Chordata; Mammalia; Primates; Cercopithecidae
Source: RefSeq, a predicted model, not a curated record